ACGAGGGCAGUUCUCUCCGAGGCGCGAAGGAGACUAGUCGUUGCGUGAGUGCGCUGCUGAAUCAGGUGUCGUCAGGAAGGAAGAGGGAGGAUUGCCUGUCCUACUACAGGAAGGACUCGUUAUUCUUUUGGGACCUCCUGAGAAGCGUGACCUGUCCUGAAGGAGAAGGGCUGUCUCCUGAAGGGAAGGAGCUUAUCCUCAAGGGAAAAAGUUAAGUUUCUCGAAGGAGGUGGUUAGCUACCCUGAGGUAUCAGGUGGUUUUAAGGAAUUCCUUCAGGAGUUGAGUACAACCCUGAAGGUGUUGGAUAGUAUAUAUCCUGAAGGGAAAGAUAGUAGUAUCCUGAAGAAGGUGGUUCGCUUAUCCUGAAGUACCGGGUGGUUUCAAGGUAUCCUUCUUCGGGUGUUGAGUGCCCCAGAGGAAGGCGUCGGCGCUCCUGAGGGAGGAACUUGAGAAGUGAGGAAAAUCAAACCUGAAGAAGGACCUCCCCGGAAGUGGCAAGAACACCCGAAAAAAAAAAAAGAGCCACUGAGCCACCCUGAAGGAACGCACACGACUUCAGAGGAACUAACAACUCUCCUGCAGAAGGCACCGAAGGCAAGCAUCGAGCGACAAUCAAAAAAAGUGUAAAAAAAAAAAGAGGAUAUUUUAAAAAAAAUAAACCCGAAAAAAGAAGAAAAGUGCUACCGACCGUGAGGCGACAUCGUGCUGAAAUUGGGUGACCAUGAGACUCAUCAUGGCGAUCCUCAUCCUGAUGGUGGCGUGGACGAUGAUGAUGAUGAUGACGGCGAUGGUGGGCGUGAGGGCUGACCCAACCUGCGCCAGGCCGGAGAAGCUGACGCCCUCCAAGAGGAACGUCUGCAACGGACAAAAGCUGCUGAGGAAAACCAUGCAGGGAAAGUACGUCGCGAUCCAGAAGAUCCUGAAGCAGCCCAACACAGCGUAUCUCGUCACGUUCACCGACUCCACGGUCUGGAAACGAGGUUACACCGCCCUGCUGUUCGCCGCCGAGAAGAACAACUGCUUCAAGUGCUUCAAGAUGCUGCUGGACGCCGGCUCGGUCAUCAACCACAAGAGCGACGCCCAAAUAACGGCACUGUACUUAUUCGCCGAGAACGGAAAUGAGAAGGCCAUAGACAUCCUGCUGGAGAAAGGAGCUAACCCAAACAUCAGGACACGAAAAGGCUACACUCCUCUGCUCAUAGCGACGUGGAACAGAUACCACAGCAUUGUGAAGAAGCUGUUGACCCACAAGGCGAACCCAAAUGUCUUCACGCCCAGCACAAGAUAUUCCCCGCUGUACCUGGCUGCAAAGUACGGAGACCUGGAAAUCGUCAGGUGGCUGCUGGAUUACAAGGCGAACUUCAACGUCCAAACGUCUUGGGGCGUGACACCUGCCCACGUUGCCACCUGCUGGGGCCACAAGGAAGUAGUAAUGACGCUGCUGGAGGCUGGAGCCAACCCAAACAUUAAGGAAAAGGAUGGCUACACUGUUCUGCACAAGGCUGCUUACUAUGGCUAUGAGGACAUCCUUGAGGAACUGAUCAAGGCUGGAGCCGACGUCAAUUCUCGGGAUAAAUCUGGAUCUUCGCCACUCAUCCACGCAGCCUCCAUGGGGAGAGAGAACCUGAUCAUCAAACUUGUAGCAGCGAAAGCCAACCCAGAUUUUCAGGAUGAAGCUGGCAAGACAGCACUCCACUGUGCAGUAGAAGAAGGACACUUCAAUGCAACGAGGGAAAUCAUGAAAGCUUGCCCUAACCUGCAACUCAGAGACAGAUUCGGACUCACUGCAAUGGAUAUAGCUAGUGAAAGAAAUCAAGAAGACAUCAUAGAACUUAUAAAAGCUGAAGAGUUCCAGAUACUGUGUGCAGAGCCGGAGACGUCCACCCCAUUCAUCAAGCCAAACUACGACUGCCCAAACUCGGCCUCAACGGGUACGGGCACGUGCCCACCCAACGAGAUCACACCACUCACCACUACCCCUCCCCCUACUUCCACCACAACUACCACAACUACUACUACAUCUACUACUACCUCUACAACCACAACGACAACACCCAAACCAACGCCUGCACCCACCACCACUACGACUACUACCACAACAACCCCAGCACCAACAACCACCCCAAAACCAAAGAGUACAACGUUGCCACCGGCCAUCAUCACCCUCGAAACGAGGACGACAACCCUGCCACCCGCAAUCGUCACCCUCGCACCCCCGACCUCGACGGAGGAACCGAGGGAGGUCGAGACGACGACCGUCACCGUGCCCGUUCUCGUCACUCCACCCAACAGGGGGAGAGUCCCGAAACCCAGACCCAGACCCAGGCCCAAGCCGACCGUGCCUUCGACUCCAAUCAAACCCGUGCUCGUUGCGCCCCCAACCACAACCACCACCACCACUCCGGAACCGACCACAACGCCCACGCCCCCAACCACGACGCAAGUGCCCACGACCACACAGAGCACGCUCAGCAACUUCCUGCAGCCGGGUCUGACGAGCAUUCUGACCCUGCUGGACAAGACCAGGAAGACGUCCCUCGCACCGACAAUCCCCAACAACAUCACGCAGAACGUGUUGGACGACCCAGACAAAUCCCAAGUUGUGGACAGCUUCUUCAGCCUCUUCAAGAAGGUGUUCCUGCCUGCGUGAGAAAGCACCGCGCAAUCCACGUGCUUUCCAAUUCCUUCCAUUCUGGGGCCAAAGUGUAGCAAUGAUCUUCUAGAUGGUAACAAGAUAGACAUUUGCUUUAGUGACUAGAAUUUUUCUUCCAGUUUAAUUUUCAUGAAUUUAGGGGCAGUUUCUUUCAAAGAAAGUGAUUUCGUUUUACAGAUGUAAGUAGGUGUUUUUCUAUCUCCACAAAAGAUGACACAUAUGCUACCAUAAAAACAUACUGAAAAUAGUCUCCUAUGAGCCAAUUCCAUAUUCCAUAUUCUAUGGUUAUUUUUCACUCUUAAGCUUUUUACCAUUCAUUCAAUAUUUAUUUCAUACAAGUCAUAAGGCAACACUUCAUCAAAGACAACAACAAUCUUCACUGAAGAUACCAAUACUCUCAUCAAAUAACAUUUGGCUUCACAAAAUCUCUCAUCUUUGCAGGUCUGUUAACCAUAAGUCAGCAAGUUGAUCAUACAUAAGUAGUACAUACAAAUAUCAAUGAUUUGGGGAACUAAAGGUAGAGUUGAAGGUAAAGUACAUCCAAAAGAAGUCAACAGAUUAUCUACUGGUCUCUGCUGACUGGAGGUAUUCUGUAUAAUAUACUGUAAUGCUCUCAACAAUACCCAGUUCAAGAUCCAAAGAUUCUGAGAUAAUAAUUACUUGCUACUACAGUUUUUUUUUAUAAUUCCCAUAGCAUGGAGACUAGUCCUCCUACACAUUUCUUAAAUGCUACCACAAAAGUGUAGUUAUGGCCCAGCUAAUAACCAAACAGAGAACAUUAUGUACAUUCAUCAAAACUCAUGUGCCAAAGAACUUUGUACCACAUCACAAAUACAUAGCAUUCCUUUUCAAUUAUUACUCAAAUUAUCAUGUACUGCCUGCAUGUUUUGCCAGUUAAAUAUAUGAUGGAUGAAAAAGCUCUACACAAUGUCAAGCAAAGUACUCUAUCAAUAUUCCUGAGACAGUCAUUACUAAUGUACAAGCUUUCAGUUGCACAAAUCCACCUAGUUCCUCAGUCUGCCCAAUGAAAAUGAUAGUAUACCCCUUUUGCAUUCUUCAAUUUUCAAAUUGUUCUAACACAGAAUCAAUUCUUAGUAUGAUUACUAAAUUCCCUACACAUGCAGCAAACAUUUCUAGAGCCACUAUUUACAUAUGCCACACCAAUAGCAUGAAUAUCAGAUUGGUACUAUACUGGUACCGUUUGCUCUGCGCUCCUUUCAAGUUCUGUAGAAUAAUUUAAUAUCUUACCGAGUAUUUUUCUCUCUUCAAGGAACCCAGCUGGUACACUGUACACUACCAGCUGCUUAUUCAUUCCUAUCACAAAACGAGGGUAACCACUUUGACCAAUUAAGAUAUACAGGAUAUGAACUGUAGUGAUUUACUGUUGAAUAUGAGGAGAGCUCCAGUUCCAAAUGACCAAUGAAAGUAUGAAAUGUAUUUGGAACUACUCUCACAGACCACAUGAAAUUCCUUUAAAGGUAAAUGAAAUUCCUUUAAUAAUAAUACAGAAGCAAAAAUGUUCAAGGUUGGUUCUCUCAUACUAAAUGCAAAUAAUAGGUGCCUUAAUAGUACUCAAGGAGUAAGGUAACAUUGUAAAUACAACAUAUAGAAAGUCUUCGUCAAGUUGCAAAUUACUCAAGUGAUGGAAAAGAUUUUUGUGUUCUUAUACUAUUGCUGUACCCGUUUCUUGCACUGUAUCCACAGUGAUCACCUUGAAAACUAAGUGAAGAGUUGAUUGAAAAUUCAAAACUUGAGUUACCAAAAGACAGCAAAAACAAAGAAUUUAGACUUAAAUUAGUGCAAAGAAACUGAAAAUUCCUUUGUCAAACAAUUCAAUCCCUUGAAUGAAUAUUGAAAUGAAAAUAAGACCAACUUAAAAAGUAUAGAAAUCUUAGGCAUGAAGCCAUAAGUUCUAAUGGAUAAACAUUAGGACCACAAACCCAGAGAGCCAGAGGCUGACAAAGUAAAUUAACUACCUUUAGCAUACAUACAGUAAUACGAUAAACCCUCGGAUUAAUAUUGUGCCAAAAUAUAUAUCUUAAACCCAGCCUCUUCAAUUCUCCUUGUAUCAGAACAUGAUAAGACAUUUUUCCAUCAAGAAUAUUUAUAGGUCUCACAAAACACAACUCAUCUCACAAGCUUCAUGCAACAAAUUACUGUAUCAUGUAAAUAAGAAUUUCACACCUCAACGUGACAGGAACUACGUUACAUACCUAUAUGUAUAUCGUAUAUGAAUGUUAGGGCAAUCAUUUCGUCUUUGAAAGGUUUAUGAUAAAAAAAGGUGUCCUAUGGAUACCUUAGUCUUAAGGUUAAGUGACUCCGGUCACCAAUAAAAUGUCUUCAAAGCUGGGAGGAAUGAUUCAAGUAUUCAAGACAAAAGUGACAACACUUACAUUCUUGUUUAAAUGGCAAACUUCAAUCUUGUUAUAAAUGGACAAAUAAGUAAUUGCAUUGUAAGCUAUCAAUAUACCAACUACUAAUUCCUAGACACAACUGUGAAAUACAGCACUUGUAUUAAACAUGUACAAGUAUCCCUUAAAUAUCAUGAAUUGUGUUUAGUUCUACUACUAACAUUUCCAAAUUUACUCAACUGCUAAAUUUCCCACUUAAUUCCUGUUCAGUAAUCGUAAAAAUUUAUUCCGCAAUUAUUCCGAGCCCACUCAAGCUAACCCCACAUGAAUCUACCCCAGUCCAGAUUUUAAAUCAAGUUGAAGACCUUUCUCAGUGUACGUACUCAUAAAUUUUACUGAGCAAUGACUAAUAUUACUCUUUACAACUAAGAAUUACCUCAAUCUUUUCUAGUCUCAUCUUACUUUGACUGAAAAAUAUUAGUCAAUGGUUUCGGUAUUCCUGCUGCAAUGUUAAGUUCUGGCCGGCAAUCAUUUCCUCCCGUGUGUCAAAAAAUAUAAAGAAAAACCCUCUUGGAUGCACAAGAAUAUCACUUAAACUAUUUUUGACACUAAA
This is a messenger RNA of Macrobrachium nipponense, 5618 nucleotides long. RefSeq names its product ankyrin-1-like. The coding region runs from base 723 to 2651 and encodes 642 amino acids. The transcript has 13 exons. Gene Ontology annotation, molecular function: protein binding. The record is from RefSeq and is a predicted model, not a curated record. Lineage: Eukaryota; Metazoa; Arthropoda; Malacostraca; Decapoda; Palaemonidae.